AUGUUGUUCACUUAUUCCCUCGAGCUAAAUCUAGGGCCGAGGGGCAACGUUAGAGCAGGUAGCCUAGUGGUAAGGACUAGUAACCGGAAGGUUGGAAGAUCGAAAGCCCCAGCUGACAAGCAUGAUCUGCAAGCAAAGCUACAGUUGCGUUAUGGUGAGAUUGCAAAGAGGACCCUACCACCACCCAAACUUCCUGUUGGGCCCAGCCACAAGUUUGCCUUCAAUUACUAUAAUGGCAGAGAUGGGCGUAGAGAGUCUGCACCAGCAAUGGUUGUGAUGUCGUGUCAAAAGGCCUUGACUGCUUGCCAAGUUCUGGAGGUGCCAGCAAAGCGUCCAGUCACACCUGGAAAUGUUCUCAGUGAGCUAACGCUGUCUACAGAUCAGCCAUACCUCUGAACAACAUUGUUUUUUUCCUGACUUAUUGUAGGUCUGACAGCAGAGCACGAUGUUGAAAUCACUAUUGUUCAAAUCUUGUAAAAAAUUGUUAAUAAAUG
Messenger RNA from Oncorhynchus gorbuscha (pink salmon), 494 nucleotides. Its product is annotated as NADH dehydrogenase [ubiquinone] 1 alpha subcomplex subunit 7-like. The transcript has 4 exons. Lineage: Eukaryota; Metazoa; Chordata; Actinopteri; Salmoniformes; Salmonidae. The record is from RefSeq and is a predicted model, not a curated record. Gene Ontology annotation, biological process: ATP synthesis coupled electron transport; mitochondrial electron transport, NADH to ubiquinone. Gene Ontology annotation, cellular component: mitochondrial inner membrane. The coding region runs from base 1 to 396 and encodes 131 amino acids.